GCACCUCAGUCGCAACCCGUUGACCGCCGUGCCAGAGGGUCUUCCGAGCGCUCUGGAUGCCUUAUACCUCGACGGGUGUCUUAUAACGUCGCUCGAGCAGCUGCCGCCACGCAUCGGCUCCUUACACCUCGAGAGCAAUCGCCUCUCGGCGCUGAGUAGCGUGGACUUUGACGUUGAAAACCUGUACUUCGGCGAGCUACCCGCUGCAAGCACCGUCUGGAACGACAUUCCUGGCAACCCCAUCGACACCAUAUACAACGUCACCUUCUCGGCGCGGCUCCGGCUUUUCGACUGCCCGCACUGCGCCAUCACCACCUUUGUCGUGAACGAAGCCGCCUACGCAGCACUGCAAGCCGCCACCUUGUCGUUCAAAAGCGUCACGUUCAACGCAACAGCGUGCAACACCGUGCUCGGCCGACCUGCCGUCCUGGACACCUGGUCGAUCUGCGUCCUUCCCGCCCCCGAUGCAACCACGGACGGUCCAUCGACCGCUGUGCUCGUUCAGAUCGUCGCGGGGUGCCUCGUGCUAGUCAUGGCGGCGAUCUUGCUGUUCGUGUGGCGUCGGCGCCGCCAGCACCGGCACUCGUCGACAGUGGUGUUUGAGGUCUACGACGACGGUGACGUGACGCCCGUCACCUCCAUGUACGAGCCGCGCGAGACGCUCGACUCGUGCUCGCUCAUUAUACCGGAGCUCGACACGAUCAAGCAUCUGCGUCUCGAGGCCAGUGACAUCCUCCUCGUCGCGCCCAUGAGUCAAGGCUCUUACGGCGAAGUGUGGCUCGCCCAGUACAAACAAGAGACCAUCGCGAUCAAGAAACCCAUGCCGUCGUUUCUCUCGGCUACCAACAUGCGGCGCAUGAUCGGCGAAAUCUUGCUCCUCUCUCGCCUCGCAAGUCCCUAUGUUGUGACGCUCCUUGGCGCGUGCUGGAACCGACCCAUGGACCUUAUGAUGGCCAUGGAGCACAUGGACGGCGGCAACCUCCAAGGACACCUCGCGCGCCACAGCCAAAUUAGCUUGCCCUGGAGCUUCAAGCUCCAGAGCUUGGUGCAGAUUGCCGAGGCACUCGCCUACCUCCAUGCGAUACCAGUCGUGCACCGCGACCUCAAGUGCAAGAAUGUUCUUUUGGACGAAAAAAAGGGCACCAAGCUCGGCGGCUUUAGCAUCUCGCGCGAGACGAGUGCGACCAUGACCUUGGGCGCCGGUGGACACCGCUGGAUGGCGCCCGAAGUGCUGCACGCGGCCGACUAUUCGACAGCCGUCGACAUUUUUUCAUUUGGCAUGGUGCUCACCGAGUGUGAUUCGCACCGCGCCCCGUACGAUCGGGAGAUGGACCCGGACACGGGCAAGCUCCUCGCCGAGGUCGCGAUCGCGCGCCGGGUAGCGCUCGGCUUUAGCACCGAGCUCGCAACGAUCACGCACUACCUGCCGUGCAUUGGGAACCGAACCUCCGACCCGCGCUGUGACGUGCGAUCCAACGAGUGCGUGCUGUGCCCGCCAGGGUACCCAACGAGUUGCUGUCUCACGAUUCAAGGCAAGUCGGACACCAAUAUGGACGGCGAGUUUACCUCCCAUUAUGGCAUGGAGGCCGAGGGUGGCCACGCGAUGCUCCUCGUUGGCUACAAUGACGAGUAUACAACCAAGGACGGCUACACGGGCGGCUACAUCCUCAAGAAUUCGUGGUGGGACGGUGUCGCGCGGCCGUUAGGACCUCCAAGUGCACACGGCAGCCACAGCAUCCGCUACUUCAUGCAGGAAAUCUCCGAGUUUGAAGAGCGCUUCAACUGCCCCAACAGCGCCAACCCGGCCAACUGGUACCAGUGCCAAGGCCGCGUCGGCGUCAUCCACGCCGAUGCAGGUGUCAUCCGCGCACCGAUCAAUGCGUCGCUUGUCGCGUACGACGAGUGCUUGAGCGACGACACGCGCCGUGACGCGGCCUCGUCCUUCUCGCCGCUUCGUUUGAGUUGCACGAACGACGCUUUCUGCAAGGCGAACGCGACCUACUUUGUGCGCAACAGCACGGCGGUCGGCGACGGCUUCCAGACGUUCUGCUUCUUCGAGUACCUUGGCGACAGCAACUCGAGCGACGUGUGCUUGCCGGCGAUGCUGCCGACGGACAUCGCGCACGCAUUUGCGCCGGUUGAAGCGGAGGCGUAUGCCAACAACCCGGACGUCUGCGGCUUUUACUUUUACCCGUACGCCAAGCAGCGCGCGGGUGCGGCCCUCGGCUGGGAAGUGAGCGCCGACGACCUCGACGUGACGUGGGCGCCGCAGUCAUACGCGGCCAACGCGCACAAGUUCCCUACCCUCGACUACACACUUGUGCGGCAGUCGACCAAGGUGCAGAAGGCGGCGCCGGUGCUGGGCCCGAUUCCCGUCUACGUCGCACGUGACGAACUCUAA
Messenger RNA from Saprolegnia parasitica CBS 223.65, 2401 nucleotides. Its product is annotated as TKL protein kinase. Gene Ontology annotation, molecular function: protein kinase activity; ATP binding. NCBI's taxonomy places the organism in Eukaryota, Oomycota, Saprolegniomycetes, Saprolegniales, Saprolegniaceae. The record is from RefSeq and is a predicted model, not a curated record. The transcript has 10 exons. The annotation marks the transcript as partial. Gene Ontology annotation, biological process: protein phosphorylation.